AUGUCAAAGAAGCCUGCUCUUAUUAAGACGUAUGGAAGACACAAAUAUCGAACUGUCAAGGCGCAAACCUGGCUGUCGCCCGAAGAAGCAGUUUAUUCGCCAUUUGAAAAUCGAGAGCAACAAGCUUUCCCCUCCAAAAUCGAAUCUGCGUCUUCAAAUUUUUCAAGGCCAAAGACAACUUUAUGGUAAGAUUAUAUCUUAAAUAUCUCGAAAUCCUUUUUUAUUCUAUCUAGAACUAAGCUUAUCAUCGCAAUGAUAAGUUGUCCCCACUUUUUUGGCGAGAAUCGUGGACUAGUCUGCCGAGUAAUUUUUGACCAAUUUAUAGUUGUAGGUAUGCAUCGUCAUAUCAUUUCUUGACAUUUUUUGUUUUUAUUCUUUAGGGGCAAAACUGCAAAAAGGGCUACAAUUUACCAACAAAAACCAAGGAAUGCACAAAAUGGUAUAUUCACUAGAUCUUUAGCCCUGAAUUCCAAUGCUGAUAAUUCAGACAAAGAAAACAGUCCAUCAAGACAGCUGGGUACAGGUCUCAAUGAACAAAGUUCCAUUCUAGUUAAUGAUACUGUAAAAAGUGACAUUCUUGCAAAUGACACUUUCGAAAGCAACGAAGAUAGCAGUUGUCAAAUUUUAGGGGAAGUUAUCUGUGUUCAAGACAGUAAAGAAUGUAGCAUAUCACCUGACUGCAGAUCACACCACAAAAAUUCUUUUACACAUUUUAAAUGCAACAGUUCAAGCAACAGUUUCCCUGGAAGCAUCUUUGAUGUUAGUAAUGUGUUAUAUAAUUCUAACACAAGUCCCAUGGACAUUGGUUCUAAUGGUUUUGAAAAUAGGGACGGUAGUAGCUCGAAAAGUAACACCUCAGGAUUUGAUAGACAUCAACCUUAUGUCACUUCAACACCUUUGUGUGAAAACAGUUCUCUUGAGGUAAUUAUUAGACGUCCAAGUAAGUCAAAUAACAACAAGGUCAAGUUUUUGGAUGGUAAAGUUGUGUUAAAGCCACUCAGAAUAACUCCAAUUCAGUGGAAAAAACGUUUGUCUGCAACAUCCAAUGAUAAAGCAGAGAUAAACAAGAACAGUGUUCAUACACCAUCGAACACAGAUCAAAAUACAGAGCAUUUGCAAUCUUCAGGGAGAAGUGCUAGUGGUAAUUUCUCUUCAGAGUUGGUGGUUUCUCUCGAGAAACUGAGGAUUACGCCUUUGAAAAAGAAAAGAAAAACAGAGAAGUGUCAACUUUCAUUUGUGGUAAGCAGUUCAAUUGAAUAAUAAUAUUAAUUUUUAUGGACAAAACACUUACUUACGUGAUUAAAUUUGGGAUCAUGCUGUGCAAUAACAUCCAAUCUGCUGUCGGUUUCAGAAAGCUGUUUUGAAAAUUAUUGGACAACAGAUUUGUAAAUUAAUUGCCCCUUAGAUGAAAAGCUGACCGGCAAUUUAAACCAUGGGUUAACUUAUUAAAGCUUUGGCCAGCGUUUGAUGGUAAUAAGAACAGGACUAUAACAGCCUGCAAUGUCAUUUGGUAUCUUUAAAUCGUAAAGAAAUGCCUUCUUGUAAAUGAAGAGUAUUAAAGUUGUCUUUUAUCAUUUGAGUGUUCCAUAUGGAGAGGCCAAUUUCGUUGCAUAUGACUUGGCUAGUUUGAUUGGUGUUGCUUGAUGCAAAGGUUUUUUGGAGGUUACUGCGUCAGCAUUGUAGUAUGGGCAUUGUUGUCAAUUUUUAUAGGCCCAUAAUGCAAGGGGCUUUUAUAUUAAAUUGUAUGUAGAUCACUGACUAAAAUAUGAGUAUAAUUAUUACUCUAGCAGGAGUGAACUUUGAACAAUACAAGAAUAGUGUAAUGAAGGGUAUAUUUUUUUUGCAUAUUAAUAAAUAUGGAUGGUGAUUGCACCAUCAGCAACACUACAGGGAUCAGCAAAACCUAGAUCGGAGCUGAUCAGAUGAACUUCAACUGACAGUCACUCACUGACAUGUAUUGGGUCUAGAGUGGUUGACCCAAACUGAUCUGAUCCAUGAUGUGCGGCAGUUGGUUUAACACUCUUAUUACUAUAUAAAUUGAACCCAACAAACUGACCUGCGCCCAAUGUACGAGUCUUUAUAGCUCAGUUGGUAGAGCGCUGUAGCACUAACGCAGAGGCCAUGGGUUUGAAUAAUUAUUCCAUUAAAGCCCCCCCCCCCCUUCCCCUCCCCCUUUUUUUUGUUCAGGUAAAUUUGUAAUUGCUUUGUUGUUUAAUAGUAACACAACUGUGACUAUCAUUAUAUCUUCAUUGAAAUACUCUUAUUACCUAUAAACUUAAGGAAGCAUUGACUCCUGCUAAGAAGAACCAAAGUGGCCAUGGGACUGUCGAUCAGUUGAGUGCUUUUGACAAAGUAUUGGCUGAAUGUGAUCAAGAAGCACCAGUUAAAUUUGCAGAUUUUCUUGACUCCAGGUACAGUUGCAUGUAUUUAUUAGAAUUAUUCAUUCUGCGACUAGCAUUGCAUUGAAUGAAAUUUAUCACUUAUUUAUCCCCAAUUAACUUUUAUCUGACUGAAAACCUAAAUUUGUUAGUUUUCUUGAGGCAUAAUGUUUUUACAGUGGACACCAAAUGAGUGGCUUGUUACAACUAAAAACAAUUAUCUUGUACUUUUUGCAUCUUUGAUUAAAUUGUGAUACUGUUAGAAUGGUUGAUACCAUAUUCUAGUCUGAUGUUGGUAAGCCUGAUACCGUGAGGCCCCAGUCUGAUGAAAUUCAUUUGGGACGAAAAAACAAGAAGUCUUUUGUCAAGGCUUCAUCCUUUAAUACCCCGUCCAUAUUGCUGUUUUUGAGGUACGUCAACAUUCUAUUAGGAUUCCAUUGUAGAUAAGACAGCUUUUGGCUUAUCUUGAGAUGGCUGAAAUUAGCUAAUUCUUUUCGCAGUUUGCUGGAGAGUUGUGUUAAGAUUGGAGAGGGAGUUUAUGGUGAAGUUUUUAAAGCACAGUAUGAAAAUGGGGAGUCUAUUGCACUCAAGGUAGUAGCAUUUGUAGCUUCCAUAACAACAGACUUUAUAUUUUGUGUGCUUUAUUAUAGUCAUUAUAAAAAAUAAAUAUAAUCAUGAGACAAUGAGUUUCAUGUGUAACUUUUCAAAUCUUCACUUAUGUAAAACCCAUCUUUUUAAACUUGCUUUUGUCACAUUGUAUGUAGUAAUGUUUUUAACCAUAUCAUGUAGUAUAAAGUGUUUUAUUUAUAUUUUUAGCUAAAAUUACUAUGUACAUUUGAGCUUUUAUUUGCUUUUUAACAUUUAUAGACUGAAUUGUCACGUACUUUUGAUCAUAUUCACAUAGAAAUUUGCAUUUUUUUAGAUAAAUUUUUACUUAAGUUAUUAUUACUGACGUUAAUUUUAAAUAUGUCACUGUUGUAAGUUGCAAUCUUGAGUCUAUUAAUUCACCAACCAUUCAAAGCAUCUAGCAUCGUGAGGUGUCUCAUAGCCAUUUGCCCUCAUUGCCUGAAGAAGAAUAUAAAUAAGCAGUGCAAAUGUUGCAAUCUACAUUGCAAGUGACUACUUACCUACAGCUGUUGUACUGCUGACAUGAAGUAAUGCUGAACUUCUCGAACUUUCCUAUAAAAAUAUCUUGCUCCUUUUGUAUAUCAAUCUUAGAUCAUUCCAGUGGAGGGAGAUUUUCCAGUAAACGAUGAACCCCAAAAGUCUUUUGAGGAAAUCCUACCUGAAAUUGUGAUUUCCAAGUAAGUCCUCUUUCCAUCUGAUAUUUCAAAAUUAUCAUUAUGUUUCCGCAACAGUGAUACAAAAUGCAACAUUCUUUAACAUUUUGUUAAUAUUUUGCUAGGGAGCUGAGCUUACUUGGAGAUGCUAAUGAACAGGUGAGUUUUUUUGGUGAAGGGGAGCUGGGAAGGGAGAAUUUCAACUCCUUACUCUCCACCCCCACCCCGACAGUUCCUAUCAGUUUGUGCAUUGCAAUCCCCUCCAUGGCCAUUAUUUACUAUUUAACCUUUGUUUGUUUGCGUUUAAACAGGAUCAAUCGGUAGACAACAUAUCUGGAAGUUUCAUAACAGUUCACAGGUUGGAGAAAUUAAACAUUUUUCUAUUCGUAGGUGAAGCUAACCAGAAAUACUUGUCUCGCAAAACCUCGCGCUUCCCAAGGCGAAUAGGAAAACCCAAGUAUAUGACCCAUUUCGACGGGGACAACAAAGGGCUGCCUUUGGCAGGAGCGCAGCGUCCAUAAACAGUACUCCCAUGCGAACAGCCGAUGAUUUUUAUCAUUUAAUCGGGAUGACUGAUAACUUUUUUGCAUUUCAUUGGUGUCUUUGUGUUAGUAUUUCCUUUAUCCUUUUUAUAUUAUUCCACAAAAUACGGCAAGAAACGUUAUGGGGUGAAAAACUUAAAAAUGUGCCCUUCAUUGACCCCUCCACAGCAUUUUCCUUGGCGUUUAUUUGGUGAAAAUGUCCAGCAAAAAGGCGGGAUAUGGCAUUUCGGGGACCCUAACUUCCCUAAAUUUGCUGAAGAAGUAUGCUCCCACACUCCCUCUCUAACUUUUCUUCCCGUGCGUACAUCCUCCAAAUCUGGCUGGGUGACCAGCCACAAUCAUCAAGCAUAUUUCAUUAUUUUCCACCGUCGAUGAAGAAUAAACGGCAAGUUCGCGCACAGCCUCACCCAUCAAAAAAAUGCCGAGGCACAAAACUGCAACCAGCCUUUUAAUCUAAUGGCGGGGAAAAGGGACUACUUCAUUGUGGGUUCAAAAGUGUAAACGAACUCCAACGUGAUUGCUAGUACAAAAAAAAAUGAUUCAUGUGCUAGUGCUUGAGCUUAUGUUUUGUACGUCCAAACCGUUGUCAAGGUGAAAUAGGCUGUGGUUAAUAUGAUAGACUGCGCGCAGGCUCUUUUAUUUGAGUCACAGUAGAUCAUUAAAGCACGCGAAAGGAACGAGGGCGGAACGGGAAGCCCACCCAAUCUCUCCUCCUUUUAACAGUUGAAUUUAAUCUUACUUUUUCGCUCGCCGCGCGUGGCUCUUAGGGAAGAAGGACGACCAUUCACGGUCCUUGCUUUAGCUUUAAUGAGGGGGUAACUGAGAUAAUAUAGCGAAAAAAGUUCAUAGUUCGCGGCGUUUCUGUUGCUUUAUCUCCAGCUGGGUGAGCUUUUCAAGUCAAGUUGUAUGAUCAGUUUCUUUCGAGCCUUCAAAUUGUGCCAAAAACUGAAGUGAAACUCACUAUUUUCCCUUUUUUUCAGUGUCACUUGUUGCCGUGAUAAAUACCCGAAGCAUCUUAUUUCAGAAUGGGACAAAUGGAAUGAAGAAAACAAUUCAGAGAACGAUAGACCAGGUUGAUAUUGAGCUAGAGUGCCAAACUUGCCUUGCAACUGCAACGCAGUAAACCCUUUGCAACUUGCUAUACAAUAAUAAGUGAAUUUCGGGAAAAACGUUACACUUUUUUACACUGUUCGUUUGUUCGUUUCAUGUUUCUUACUUUCUUGUAUGUUGAGUACCUUUUCUGUUUUAUCCGCGACAGAGAACCUGCAUUUUCUCGAGUUACCCUGAACAGGUUCUUACAAACCAAACGAAACUAGCAAAAAUUAGGGCUAUUGAGGGUCUUAAAUAGGUUUUUAUUUUCCGAUGAAAAAAAUAAAGAGGGUAUUUAGAAGUGUUCAGCUCAUUCCUAUGGUAAAACCUGUAUACCAUCACCAUUGCAGUUGGAGUAAGUAGGCAUCUAUGUCUCCAAAGAGGAUCCUGAAUGUUGACUUAUCUUAUUUGCCUAAGUGUACAUGAUUUUAUAGAUUUAAAAAGUAAGAACCUGUUUCAAAUUCUAGGCUGAACAGGUUCUUGUAUUUGCCUAACUGACAAAUUUUAUCCUAGCAGGUUCUUAAUAACCAGGUUCUUACUGUAUUUUACCACAGUUUUUUUUUAACCACCGCUCAAUUCACUUCCAUUUUCUACCCAGAUAUCUUUCCAAAAGACCAAUAUUUCAUUGUGUUUGAAUUCUCCAAUGGCGGAAGAGACCUGGAAGGCUUUGAGUUUGGCGCCAUGGCAGAAGCCUGGAGUGUUCUACACCAGACCGCGCUCGGUCUAGCAGUGGCCGAGAACGCGCUUGAAUUUGAACAUCGUGAUCUUCAUUGGGGCAAUGUGCUGAUCAGUAGGACUGAAGACGAGUUUAUCGAGAGCUGCUUACUUGGGGAAAGAAAAACAGUGCCUACACAUGGCGUCCGUGUUAGCUUGAUAGAUUUCACUCUUUCAAGGCUUAAGAAGGGUAAUAAAACGCUACUCAUGUUAAACCUAAAACUGAGGCCUUCGGACCUUUAAAUACGUCUAGAAAACCUAAUCUUCAUUCAGACAAAAUAAGCUAACGAAUUCGAAAAGGUGGUAUAAUUAGGUGGUUGUUUAUACUCAAACUUUUAAAAUAUAAUAGAGACCAAUCAAAACCUUAAGUUUGAGAUUUGAAGACCACUACGACUACGACGACGAUAUUUUCGCGUAUUCUCAAAAAAAUAGACUCACCGAAAAGUCAACAUGGUUAUUUUUAUUGAAAGAGUAUAAGCCCUCUCCCAAUUACAAAAUUAUAAAACUUCUAACACUUUAUAACUUGUAUCCGUCACUUCUACUUUUUUUGCUAAAUCUCGUAGUUGAAUGACGACUGCCAUAGCGUUUUGCCGCCAAAAUGACGCUGGUUCACGCGCGCGCACUAAGAUUGAGAAAAUCUCGUUCUCGUUCUCGUAGUAGUCCUAGGGGUCCUACGUAGUCCUAGCGUUAGCUUUAGAUUCUGAGACGAGAACGACUACGAGUACGAGUUUUCCUCAAUACUGAGUAUUGCUCACGCGUGAACCAGCGCCAUUUUGGCAAGGGAAAUCUUUGUGCUCGAAGAGUUAAGUGUGGUCAAGUCUUUAACCUGCUUGUUGUUAUGUUUUCCUUCCACUAGAUGGUGUAACUGUAUUUUGCAACUUGGCCGAGGACAAAUCACUCUUUACUGGCAAAGGAGAUUACCAGUUCGACGUGUAUAGAUUAAUGAAAAAGACAAACCAGUAAGGGUCAUAUCUUUGAAACUUAACCUAAGUAGAGUUAAACCAUGAGCUCAUGGUUAAACCUUUCCCGAAUUGAAACGUUUUCAACAUGACACUGAUUUCUUGAUCAACAGAAAUGACUGGGAAACAUUUGAACCACACUCCAAUGUCCUCUGGCUUCACUAUCUCGCCGACAAAAUGUUAAAGAAGAAGAAAUACGCCGCCAAAGACAAAGACACAGAGACGAAGCUUAGGAGAUUCCUAAGACAAGCGCGGAAGUGUUCUUCAGCCACGGAGAUUGUCGAAGACUUUUUUCAUUGA
Porites evermanni is the source of this 7262-nucleotide messenger RNA. The record is from the annotation of a GenBank genome assembly. NCBI's taxonomy places the organism in Eukaryota, Metazoa, Cnidaria, Anthozoa, Scleractinia, Poritidae.